UCGUCCGUCGGAUAUUGUUGUUACACAUAUUAUUUACACUAAUAUGUUUUAUCCACAGUCGCAGUUUAUGUUAUUAUACGGAAACAAUAACAAUAACAAUACGUCAAGUAUUAUUAUUUUAAUAUAAAAUUAUAGUGCUACAAUAAUAUUUUCACGUUCGAACGGGAUCUUGGCGUCUGUCAGCUGCAGCCGAUUGUAGCCUAACCUAUACUUACAUCGUAUCGUUUCGUGCCGGUGGUCGUCGGCGAAAAUGUCUGUCAUCGACGCGACCGUACCUCCCGCUGCGUCCACAACCAUCACCCGAGAAGACGGUAACGGCCAUUCUGAUCGACGACGACGACAACAACAACAACAACAACAACAGCACCACGACCACGGAUCGGCGACGUCGGUCGGAGCCGGAGGAGUGACGUUCGACGACUUGGACGACACGGACGCGGCCGUAUCCAUCGUCGUCGACGGUGCCACUGAUCGGACGCCACUGCUGACAAGGAGGGUUACGUACCGCGACGAAGAGGGAAGCUGCAACGACCGCGGCGUGGACAGAGUCGUCGUCGACGGGUUAGGCGAAAGUUCCAAGUACGGGUCCGUUAAUGAAGACGUCGUGUUCAUGAGCACGACACCGACGAUGACCGGAGCUUUUGUGCGGCAACCGUCAACCGGUUCUGGUAAAUUAGUGUACUGCAUACAUGGCAAACCGUCCGGCUGUUGCGCCACUCUACAGGUGUCGACCGAGGACAGCAAUUCCAACCACGAAACCCCCGACCCGGUAGACGCAAAACCGCCCAUCACAAUCUUCAAUGAACAUUGUCAUCCGAACCGAGAGAGUACGUCGAGCAGUCAGAAGGCCAGGCGGAAACUCAUAUUUGCCAGCAUACUAUGUCUCCUGUUCAUGAUCGGAGAGGGAGUCGGAGGGUAUUUGUCGAGCAGUUUGGCGAUCGCGACGGACGCGUCACAUCUCCUCACCGACUUUGCCAGCUUCAUGAUAUCACUAUGCGCCAUAUGGGUGGCCUCGAGGCCGGCCACGCAGUCGAUGCCGUUCGGAUGGUACAGGGCCGAAGUGUUGGGCGCCCUCACGUCCGUUCUCCUCAUCUGGGUGGUCACCGGCGUGCUGUUGUACCUGGCCGUCGAGCGCCUCAGAGACAUGACAUACACCAUCGACGCCGACAUUAUGCUCAUCACGUCCGCCGUCGGACUGUGCGUCAACUUGGUAAUGGGCUUGACGCUUCACCAGCACUCGCACUCUCACGGUGGCGGCAGCAUCGAGUCGCACAGCCACGACGAGGCGACCGGCCGGAGCACUUCCAACAUCAAUGUUAGGGCCGCCUACAUACACGUCCUCGGAGACAUUAUUCAGAGCCUUGGCGUGUUGAUUGCCGCCGUUAUCGUUUACUUUAGACCUGAUUGGAAAAUCGUGGAUCCAAUAUGUACGUUCAUGUUUUCCUUAUUAGUGUUGGUCACUACGUUCAACAUACUCCGGGAUACCAUGAUAGUGUUGAUGGAAGGCAUGCCGAAAGGGGUGAAUUUCUCAGAUGUCCUGGAGACAUUCAUGAGCAUCGACGGCGUGGUUAGGGUGCACAAUCUCAGGGUGUGGGCCCUGAGUCCGGACAAAAUUGCUUUGGCCGCCCAUCUGGCUGUCAGGCCCGGCGCGAACACUACUACAGUUCUGAAAGAAGCUUCGCGCAGGAUGUACAAAAAGUACAAUUUCUUCGAUUGCACGCUACAAAUCGAAGAAUUCGAAACUCAGAUGGAGAACUGCAAACAAUGUCAGCCGCCCAUUUGCUGAUGAAACGGUUGUCCAUCCACAACUGGAGCCCUCACAACCCUCCCUCCCCCAACCAAAAAUCUUCACCUUACGUGUUUAUUAUAAUUUCCUAUAAUAAUAUUAUUAUUGUUUAUUACACUGUAUAUAAAACAUAUUAUUUUAACCAUCGUUUCUCUACCGCGAGAAUACUAAAUACCUAUACGUAUUUAUCACCCAUAUAUUAUAUAUAUUAUUGUUAUA
This is a messenger RNA of Metopolophium dirhodum (rose-grain aphid), 2005 nucleotides long. RefSeq names its product proton-coupled zinc antiporter SLC30A2-like. Gene Ontology annotation, molecular function: zinc ion transmembrane transporter activity. The record is from RefSeq and is a predicted model, not a curated record. Lineage: Eukaryota; Metazoa; Arthropoda; Insecta; Hemiptera; Aphididae. Gene Ontology annotation, cellular component: plasma membrane. The transcript is spliced from 7 exons. The coding region runs from base 251 to 1786 and encodes 511 amino acids. Gene Ontology annotation, biological process: response to zinc ion; zinc ion transmembrane transport.